AUGAAGGUUCGAUUUGUUGGCACAAGAAAACAAGAUAGCGCUACGCAACGUCGCCGAGCCCUACAAGCAAAUCGUACACGAAACUACCGGCAGCGCCAGAAGGCAAGGGAGGACACUACUGCGACAAAGCAUCAGGACGAACCAUUGUCAGAUGCAGUUGACUUGGUGGCAGACAACGAAGCACCAGGGCCUGAGAGAGAUUCAUCCCUCGAGAAUGAUGAGAUUGAAGAAUAUGAUGGUACAUUUGCCUGCGAGAAUUUUACGAUCUCCAUUCUGGAAGUCGAUGAUUCCACAAUCAGCACUACCGAGGUAGAUCCAUACUAUGAGGAGGAAAUAGUUGACGCCUCUCCUGCUGAAGAAAACGAAAGUCAAACACAGCCCCAAAGCCCACAAAUCCAUGCCGAGAAGUCAGUCGAUCUGGCUACUAACGAUGCUAACACUGAUGUAGAAUAUGCUACACAGAAGUUUAUUCAGCAGUUUCUCACUGGCAUACAUGGCUGUGGUGUCCAGAGCCAUCGCGAAUCCCUGAUUGCGCACAUCGAAGCUGAGGGACCAGAUAAUCACCAUAGACUUGAUAGAUUAGUUGCCCAUGAUGUACCCCAUACACUUGACAAAGAGUAUAUUCUCGCCGCUGAAACUGGCGACAAGAUAACGGAGCUUAGUCCGGACCAAUGGCGGGCAUUAUAUACCGGUUCCACAACCCAAGGCUCAGAUAAUAAACCCAAGCAGGCUUGCCUUCACGUCGAACAGGCCCCUCAGACUCCACCUGGUAUUUCAUUCGAUGUCGAUAGCAUCUUGGGGUUUGUGGAUUCUCCGGCAGUUGCAACUCAUGGGAUUCGGUUUUAUUCCGCUCCCCAGUAUGGUCAAAAUAUCUCCACCGACGUCCACCUAACCUUAGGUCGUACGGAUCCAGAUUCGGAGCGUCCCCGGUUGAUUCCAUCGCGACUGAGAGACGUGCCGCAUUUCAUCUUCGCGAGGGCCGAAGGCGCUGAUUUCAUAACAUUUCACUUGUUCUUUCCACAUUUACCAUGCUCCCAUGACUUCAAUAGGUUGACUGAUGAGCAGUUCUCACGGUGGUUCGAUGAUAUCUUCUAUCCCGCUGUCCGUCAGGUCUACGAUAUCGAUAGACUUCAGCACUUGCCAGCAAGUUAUCGUCACGCAUUGGCUACUUGCCGAGCUCCUCAGAGAGAGAAUCGUCUGCUCGAGACCUCGAACUACCAAGCCCAACUACAGAUGUCCUACUUUCUGUCACCGCAAGGUUUGCAGCAACUGUGGAACCAUAUUCUCGCAGCAACGCUGCUCGCACAUAUCCAUUUCAGAAUUCAGAUCUACGGCUUCUGGCGUUAA
Fusarium mangiferae is the source of this 1347-nucleotide messenger RNA. RefSeq lists its product as uncharacterized. Bases 1 to 1347 code for a protein of 448 amino acids. The record is from RefSeq and is a predicted model, not a curated record. NCBI's taxonomy places the organism in Eukaryota, Fungi, Ascomycota, Sordariomycetes, Hypocreales, Nectriaceae. The transcript is spliced from 2 exons.